Ochotona princeps (American pika) is the source of this 473-nucleotide messenger RNA. It is a transcript of the gene ELOC, whose product is annotated as elongin C. Gene Ontology annotation, molecular function: protein-macromolecule adaptor activity. Lineage: Eukaryota; Metazoa; Chordata; Mammalia; Lagomorpha; Ochotonidae. Gene Ontology annotation, cellular component: elongin complex. The record is from RefSeq and is a predicted model, not a curated record. Gene Ontology annotation, biological process: ubiquitin-dependent protein catabolic process. The transcript is spliced from 3 exons. Bases 140 to 430 code for a protein of 96 amino acids.
CCGCCGGGCUAGGGGCGGGGGGCGGCCCUGAGCAGGGGCUGUGGCGGUUCGCGGGGACCCGGCUGCGGUGGCUGCGCUCGCUGCGGGGCUGCGGAAUGGAGAAGAGAAAACUUACGGUGGCUGUGAAGGCCCUGAUGCCAUGUAUGUCAAAUUAAUAUCCUCUGAUGGUCAUGAAUUUAUUGUAAAAAGAGAACAUGCACUAACAUCAGGAACAAUUAAAGCCAUGUUGAGUGGCCCAGGUCAGUUUGCUGAAAACGAAACCAAUGAGGUCAAUUUCAGAGAGAUCCCUUCCCAUGUGCUAUCAAAAGUAUGCAUGUAUUUUACCUACAAGGUUCGCUACACUAACAGCUCCACUGAGAUUCCUGAAUUCCCAAUUGCACCUGAAAUUGCUUUGGAACUCCUGAUGGCUGCGAACUUCCUAGAUUGUUAAAUAAAAUAAAUUAUAAUAAACUGUUAACUUUUUCAGUAUUUAA